Ananas comosus (pineapple) is the source of this 3011-nucleotide messenger RNA. RefSeq names its product auxin response factor 15-like. Bases 374 to 2725 code for a protein of 783 amino acids. Gene Ontology annotation, biological process: response to hormone; regulation of DNA-templated transcription. NCBI's taxonomy places the organism in Eukaryota, Viridiplantae, Streptophyta, Magnoliopsida, Poales, Bromeliaceae. The record is from RefSeq and is a predicted model, not a curated record. Gene Ontology annotation, cellular component: nucleus. The transcript has 12 exons. Gene Ontology annotation, molecular function: DNA binding; protein binding.
CCUCCUCCUCCUCUUCUGUUCACUCUCUUACUACGCUCAGUAGUGGAGCAGAGGAGAGAGAGAGAGAGAGAGAGAGAGCGCGCUUAAACCCUUUUUAUCUCCAUCUCUUUCUACUCUUCUUCGUUCUUGUUGUUUUCUUUUUUUUGUUUUUUGCUAAUUUUGCUUUUAACUUUUUAAUCGGCUGAUGACUAUUACCCCGACGUGUCAUUCCACUAUCUCCAUGCCCGCCACUAAUUAGCUCCACGCCAAUCCUAUUCCUAUCCCUAACCCUAACCCUAACCCUAACCCUAGCUUCAAUCUCUUUUAAAGCUACCAUUCAGCUUUCCCCUUCUCCUUCUUCUGCUUCUCCUCGUCGGGGGUUGGAGCGACGAGGAUGGGGAUCGAUCUCAACACGGUGGAGGAGGAGGAAGACGACGAGGCCGCGGAGCCGGAGCACGGCGGCGGCGCUCCGAUCGCGGCGCCUCAGGCGGCGGCGGCGGCGGAGGGGGGGUUUCCGGCGGGGUCGGUGUGCCUGGAGCUGUGGCACGCGUGCGCGGGGCGGUCGAUCGCGCUGCCGAGGAAGGGGAGCGUGGUGGUCUACUUGCCGCAGGGGCAUCUCGAGCAUUUCGGCGGAGGCGGCGGGGGGAUCGGGCGCUGCAACGUGCCGCCGCAUGUGUUUUGUCGAGUGAUCGAUGUUAAGCUCCAUGCUGAUCCUGCUACAGAUGAGGUUUAUGCGCAGCUCUCUCUCGUCGCAGAAAGUGAGGAGUUUGGGCAACAGCUUCUUGAAGGUGGGAUGAUUGAUGUGGAAUGCGAAAAUGAUGAAGCCGAGAAAGAACGAUGUUCGUCAACGCGUCAUAUGUUUUGCAAGACACUGACGGCUUCGGACACGAGCACCCAUGGAGGCUUCUCUGUUCCUCGCCGAGCUGCAGAAGACUGCUUCCCGCAGCUGGAUUAUAAGCUGCAGAGGCCUUCUCAAGAACUUAUUGCAAAGGAUUUGCAUGGUGUGGACUGGAGGUUUCGCCAUAUCUAUAGAGGUCAACCACGGAGGCAUCUUUUAACUACAGGGUGGAGUUCCUUUGUUAACAGAAAGAAGCUUGUCUCAGGGGAUGCAGUGCUCUUUAUUCGAGGUGAAGAUGGCGUGUUGAGAUUGGGAAUAAGGAGAGCUGCUCAGCUAAGAAAUGGAAGUCCGUUUGUAGCUCUUUAUAGCCAAAAUUCAGUUCUUAGCACACUGACUACUGUGGCCAAUGCGGUCUCAACAAAGAGUGGCUUCCACAUUUAUUACAAUCCGAGGGCAAGCUCGUCAGAAUUUAUUGUGCCAUAUUGGAAGUUUAUGAAGAGCUUUAGUCAUGCAUUUUCAGUUGGAAUGAGGUUCAAGACGCGAUAUGAAAGUGAAGACUCCGCAGAGAGAAGGUGUACAGGAUUGGUAACUGGGAUUGGUGACAUGGACCCUUUGAGAUGGCCAGGUUCAAAAUGGAGAUGUCUAUUGGUAAGAUGGGACGAUAAGGUGGAUUGCAGUCGACAAAAUAGGGUUUCUCCAUGGGAGAUUGAGCCAAUCGGCUCGGUUUCUGGCUCUCACAGUCUCUCAGCAUCCAGUUCCAAAAGAAUCAAAAUAUGCCUUCCCACAAUUAAUCCCGAUUUCCCUGUUCCAAAUGGAGUUGAUUCUACGGAACCUGGGGAAUAUGCAAGGUUCCACAAGGUCUUGCAAGGUCAAGAAUUUAUGGGCUUUAAAGCCCGCAAUGCUGUCAGUCUCUCAUCUUCUCAGUUGAACAUGGAGAGAUGCUCCACUGAUAGGAGUGGCUGCUCAUUAGCUUCUCUGAGAAGUGCUUUUGGAGUUCCGGUUGCGAACUCUAAUUUUACCCGCCAGUGCGCAGGCUUUGGUGAAUCAAUUCGAUUCGAUAAGGUCUUGCAAGGUCAAGAAUUUCCGUCUCUUCCUCCUUUCAAAGGAGGUUCAGUUGAUGCUUACUCAAGAAAUGGUGGUUUUGAUGCAUUCAAUGGUGAGUAUGCAUCUGGAACAAAUAGAUGGUCUGGGCCAGUUCAUGUAUAUGCCUCUUUUGCUCAACCAUCUACCCCACCAUCUCAAGCAUCAUCUCCCUCUUCUGUGCUAAUGUUUAAACAAGCGAAUUAUAGAAUUCCUCACCAUCAAAUAGUGCAUAGAGGGGCUAAAGAUAAAGAUGUUAGCCAACUUGAUAGUCUUAAUCCUUCGGGAACUUUCAGAGGGCUAUCCCUGCUUAUUGAUGAGCACUUUGAAAUGGGAAAAGUCCAAGAUACCGUGAAUGUUGCCAGGCCAUUGAAUAACAAGAAAAUUGAUACAAACGAUUGCAAAUUAUUCGGUUUUUCCUUAAGCAAGAGGACUCCUGUGACUGUUGAAACGGAGUUUGCAACUUCGAAGGAACAUAUGCUGAAAUCACCAAGGCGUGGUUUUACUACAGUUUGCAAGCAAGGGAGUAUAGUAGAUAGGGUAAUCGAUCUUUCAAAGUUUGAUGGGUAUGAUGAUCUGAUCUCCGAGCUGGAACGGUUGUUCAAUAUGGAAGGAAUGUUGAGUGAUCCGAACAACAAAUGGCAUGUUGUGUAUACUGAUGAUGAAGAUGAAAUGAUGCUGGUAGGGGAUGAUCCUUGGCAGGAGUUCUGCAGUAUUGCUUCUAAACUACUUAUUUGCACUGGAGAUGAAGGAAAUAUGGUAGCAUGCCGAGUGAAAGUGCCUGAAAUUGGUCAAAUGAAUUACCUUUUGCCCUCGAUGUCUACUUGAAUGUAAUCCUUGUUAACCUUCUAGUUUAAACUUCGACUUAAUAUAAACUAGUUUGCUGCUUUAUGUUUCUACAUAUGCAUAUCUGUAUCUCUAUCAGUGCUUCCCAUAUUACCAAACAGCUGGGGUUAAGAACUUCAAAUAUGAAUUCUUUUCCUGUGGGGAGCUUGCUGAUGUACCUUGUACCGAUGUUACGAAUCACGCUAUGGUAGUCGUAUUGCAAUUCACUGCAUUAUUUUGUAGUUGAUAUGUUUUUCUAAUGAUGGUUCUCUCUAGAUCUAAUCAACUU